Messenger RNA from Glarea lozoyensis ATCC 20868, 261 nucleotides. RefSeq lists its product as uncharacterized. The record is from RefSeq and is a predicted model, not a curated record. The transcript is spliced from 2 exons. Bases 1 to 261 code for a protein of 86 amino acids. NCBI's taxonomy places the organism in Eukaryota, Fungi, Ascomycota, Leotiomycetes, Helotiales, Helotiaceae.
AUGAGAAGUGCAACGGUGGCCAUCGCCGAAGACCUUCACGUUGCUGUGUUUGGAUACCAAUCUUUGGACAACAACAUGAAGACCGUUUUGUUUCUGCACUGGCCUGGGGGGCAGAGGAAGCUUUCUAUCUUCAGAAAGAAUGAGGCACGUGCAAAUGCACGCUGCUGGCGCGAAAUAACUGAGGGUGAAUGGGAGCAGUUUGUCGACAUUGUAGGCGAGAUACCCGGUAGUUUUUUGGAGCCAACUUUCCAACGAAAUUGA